CUGCCAUCAGCCCCACAGAGGACGGAGGCAGGGGGGUGGGAGAGACAGGAGGGACAGUCUGGGAUAUCUGCGGAAUAUGUGUCUCCUUUACACCUCCCCAGCCUGAGGGCAUCCUGGACACAGCAGAAGAUGUCAGAUGCGGACAGAGGACUGGAUUGCAGGAUCUUGCAGCUGGCCAGCAGAGGGGAGUGGAUCACACUAGAGCAGACUCUGAAGGGGAUCGACAGAGGGGAUCUGGGAGUCUCUGAAACUGACCCGGAAUCUGGUUUAAAUCCAUUUAUGAUCGCUGUCAGAGAGAACCGACUCUCCAUUGUGGAGAGAUUCCUGGAGCUUGGCUUGAAUCUCCAUGAAAAGACCCAGGAGUCAGUUGCUGAUCGGUCCCAGACGAUGAUGGAGUUCUUGCAUGAUUUUACAGAGAGAGAGAGAGAGUCAUAUGGAGGGACAAAUUUAUAUGAGAAAGAUAUGGUAAUUGUAUCGCUGGAUGGUCGCACAGCGUUACAUGUGGCCGCCGCGCACUCUAAGGAGGAGAUUGUGAAACUUCUGCUGGCAAAGAAAGCUGAACCCAAUCUUCCCGGAGGGGUGAAGAACCAGCUGCCCCUCCAUUAUGCAGCGCAGCGCCCCAGUGGUGCUGUCAGUGUCAUCCAGACACUGCUGAAGGCAUCACACAAGGAUGCCCGGCUCACCCAGGAUGAGGACGGCUGCAUCCCUUUGUUUUUAGCGGUGGAGUCCAGUAAUCUGAGUAUCUGUAAGGAGCUACUGACCUCUCACACUGACGCCCAGGUGAAAGCUACAAGCAACAAAUAUGGUGACUCCGCACUUCAUGCAUGUUGUAGAAAGCGGGACGUGGAAGCCGCUAAGCUCCUGGUGGAGUAUGGAGCCCUCGUGGACUGCCAGAACAGUGAAGGGCAGACCCCCUUACACAUCGCGGCUGGGGAAGGAGAUGAGGUCACUGUGAAGUUCUUACAUCAGUGCAAGGCCAACCCUAACAUAACAGACACGCUGGACAGAUCUCCUCUGCACAUUGCGGCAGAAAGGGGGCACACCGGCCUCGUUGAGAUACUCACUGAGAAGUUUCGCUCCAAUGUUUUGGCACGUACGAAGGAUGGGGACACUCUCCUGCACAUCGCCUCACAGUGUGGGCACCCAGAAACAGCGCUGGCCUUUCUGAAGAAGGGGGUUCUGCUGCAUAUGCCUAAUAAGUCGGGGGCGGUGUGUCUGCACGCAGCGGCCAGGAGAGGACAUACCUCGGUGGUGAAAGCCCUGCUACAGAAGGGAGCUCACGUGGACGCUAGGACCAAAGAGGACUACACUGCCUUGCACAUUGCUGUGGAGUCCUGCAAGCCGCAUGUAGUCCAGAUCCUGCUCGGCUUCGGGGCACAAGUACAACCAAAAGGAGGGAAGGCGCAGGAGACUCCUCUACACAUAGCUGCGCAGAUAAAGGACGGAGAGAAAGUGGCUGAGAUCCUGCUGAAGAGCGGAGCAGACGUCAACAUGGAGAGAGCGAAUGGCGAGACUGCGCUGCACGUGGCGGCUCAAUACGGCAACAUCAAGAUGGUAACCGCCCUGAUUAACGAAGGAGGGGAGGUCACGUGGCAAUCAAAGGCUAGAGAGAACGCGUUGCACACCGCCGUCCGGCACUGCCAUCUGCCCAUCGUGGAACAUAUACUCAACUAUUUGGCAAAUGAAAAGAGCGAGACGGACGCUAUAGCCUGUGUUAACCAACCCAACCAGGAAGGAGAGACCCCUCUGCACCUAGCUGCGGCCAUAACCGGGGACAUGGUCCACCGCAAGGGGGAGGACGUGCGAAUUGUCAGACUGCUUAUGGAGCAUGAUGCUGAUAUCUCCUGCAGCACAGCACAGGCCGGAGAGACUCCGCUGCAUUACUGCGCCAGGAUGGGGAAUGAGGACGUCUUACUGGAGAUGAUUGAAUAUAUUGGACCCAACCAGAGGCAGCAGAUCUUGAACAAGCAAGCAAAGAACGGAUGGUCGCCAUUGCUGGUGGCGGCGGAUAAGGGCCACACAGGGAUUGUGAACCUCCUGUUACAGAAUCACGUCAGGGUGGAUGUAUUCGAUGAGCACGGCAAAGCGGCCUUGCACCUCGCCUGCCAGAAUGGCCACGACAAGAUGGCAGACCUCCUGCUGAGGCACAAGGCCUUUGUAAACACCAAAACCAAGCUGGGUCUCACACCGCUACACCUGUGCGCCCAAAAUGGCUUCAACCGUCUUGUUAAGUUGCUGGUGGAGAUCCACCUUGCCAGCAUUGAGGCCAUGUCACUGAACAAGCGCACCCCCCUGCACCUCGCAGCCCUGGGCGGACAGCUGGACGUGUGUAACACCCUACUGACCCUGAAGGCUGAUGUCAAUGCUACUGAUAUUGAAGGACAAACGCCUCUCCACAUCGCCGCCCAGAACAACCACUCUGACGUUGUAAAGCUGUUCUUGAAACACCGGCCGGAGCUGGUGACGUCGGCCAACAUGGACGGUUUGACCUGUGCCCAUAUUGCAGCCUCUAAGGGCAGUGUGGCGGUGAUCAAAGAGCUUCUGAAGUCUAACAGCAGCGGGGUGACCGCAGCGCGCAGCAAGACUACGGAUUCCACCCCCCUGCACCUGGCCGCAGCAGGGGGACACGCAGAGGUGGUAAAGGUUCUGUUGGAAACUGGUGCAUCCGCCUCCGAUGAGGACGGGGAAGGGAUGUCCGCCAUCCACCUGGCGGCUAAGAAUGGGCAUAUCAAUGUUCUGGACGUAUUAAAGGGCAGCGUCUCGUUUCAUAUUACCAGCACCAAGACCGGUUUCACCGCCCUUCACGUUGCGGCGCAGUUUGGCCAACUGGAUGUUGUCAGGGACAUUUUAACGAAGCUCCCAGUCACGGUGAACAGCGAGCUUCCGAAAUCUGCCGGUGACCUGUUACAUGCGAGAGAACAUGACAGCGAGUCUGGAUACACGCCGUUGCAUUUGGCUUCUCAGUCCGGCCACGAAAGCCUUGUGCGACUCUUGUUAAACUAUCCCGGAGUUCAGGCCGACGCUGCGACCAGCCGACAGUACUGUACAGUAUACACUGCAUGGAAUUAUCAGUCAGUUUCAGGCUCUAUGCAGGGCUCCACCCCUAUACACCUUGCGGCCAAAAACGGGCAUACGGCUGUGGUCGGCCUCCUCCUCAGCAAAUCCACAUCCCAGCUGCACGUGAAAGACAGCAGAGGCCGGACCUGCCUCCACCUGGCGGCUGCCAACGGCCACAACGAGAUGAUGAGAACUCUCAUCGGACAAGGCGCGGAAAUCAACGUUACUGACAAGAACGGCUGGUGUCCCUUGCACUUUGCGGCCAAGUCCGGAUUCCUAGACGCCGUCCGCUUCCUUGUUGAAUGCGGUGCCAACCCCACGCUGGAGUGUAACGAUGGGAAGACGGCGAUCCAGUACGCCGCCGGUGACAACCAUCAGGAGGUGGUGAGCUUUCUGCUGAGGAAAAGCCACAACACCCUCAGACUUACCGAGGACCGGAAGUUUGUCUUUGAUCUCAUGGUGUGCGGAAAGCUGAACAACAACAGAAUCAUAGAAGAGUACGUCCUGAACUCUAACGGCCCCCUGGACACCGCGGUGAAACUGUCCAGAGCGUUCUACAUCACUGCCUUAAAAGAGAAGGAGCGGGCGGUGGACCUGCUCAAUGCUGCCAAAUACAGUGAAACCAUGGCCACAGAUCUCCUGACCAUAGCAUCUGGAAGUAAAAACGCGGGGUACAUCCUCCGGGCGGUGGAUCACCGGGGGACCACCAUACUGGACUGUUUGAUUGAGUGUGAGCAGAAAGAUGUGGUUGCACACCCCGCUGUCCAGAAAUACCUGACUGAGGUCUGGUAUGGGAACUUGGACUGGAGCGCCUGGAAGCUGGUCCUGCUCUUUUUCACCUUUUUGGCGUGUCCCCCGGUGUGGCUGGUGUUUUCUCUACCUCUCAAGCACAGGUUCAACAGGAUCCCCAUCAUGAAGUUUAUGAGUUACUUGGCAUCGCACAUAUUCCUGCUGGUGCUCUUCAUCCUGACCAUUGUGUACCCUCCGCUGAGCCCGAUUUAUGAAGGACGCAUGGUCCCCUCCUGGAACGAGUGGCUGCUGCUAGCUUGGUUAUUGGGAACCUUGGUUUCAGAGCUCACGCACCAUGGAGAUCGAGCGGGUCUUGCCUGGGUUCGCGUGUUCACAUUGGGGUUCUCCACUGUUGCCUUCUUCUGCCACUUACUGGCGUUUAUGUUUACGGAAAUUGAUCGCCUGCACUGCCUCUACGCCAGGAACAUUUUUCUUGGCGUCGCCAUGACGCUCUCCUUUAUCCAGUUCUUGGAGUUCCUCACUUUCCACCACCUCUUUGGACCAUGGGCCAUCAUCAUCAGAGAUCUGAUCAAGGACCUAACCAGGUUUGCAGUAAUCCUCGCCUUGUUCCAUGCCGCCUUCACCAUGCAGCUGUCGGCUGUCUAUCAGCCUGUAUAUCCGGAACCCAUUGCAAACCAGUCACAUAAUGGUACCGGGGUGUAUAGAAGCGGCUCCAGUAUUCAGGAUCCUAUUGACAUCACGGUCCUCCUGUUCUUCUCCUUGUUUGGUCUGGUGGAACCCGAUUGUCUACCGUCUCUUAGCAGGACGCCGCAGUUCACCUUCAUUAUCAUCCGCUUUGUGUUUGGAGUUUACCUUGUGGUCACCUUAAUCGUCCUGAUCAACCUGCUGAUUGCGAUGAUGAGCGACACGUACCAAAGGAUACAAGCGCAGUCAGACACUGAGUGGAAAUUUGGAAGAGCGACUUUGAUAAGGGAUAUGACAAGGAAAUCGGGAACUCCGUCUCCCUUUAACCUUUUCACCAACCUAUUUUACUACAUCAAACUCCUCUGCAAGCAUAAAGGGAAAAUGUGCUCAUCCAAUGCCAGAACUCUAAUGACUGAAGAGGAUGUGGAUGGCUUCUCCGACACACGCUCUAUUGACCUUCUCGCCCAUACGUCAUUUGAGUGGAUGAGACCCACUGCCAAGAGAACCAUGCAGGUCUCACCAGAAGGCGGGAUGCACAGAGAUCACCAGUUCGCUAACCCCGUACAUGUGGAUGAGAUUAUAGACUGGCACUCAGUGGUGAUGCGAUACCUGUCUCUGAAAGUACAGACAGACGGGGUCAGUCGUGGGAGGGGCGCUCCUCGAAUCACGGAGAAAUGCAGCAAGCCACCGCAUCACCAAAUGCUCAACGCCAAACUGCGCAACGGAUGGCAUGACCCGCCCAUGCAGUGACCCUGUAGCCACCAGCCAUAUCUUUUUCUCAAUUUUCUAAACUACUGGUAAACCAUGUGGUUGCUAUGGGCAACACACGUUUCUUGUUCACCAAGUUUCAUAAACACCUCCUUCAUUCACCUUCAAACAAGAACCAUUUCUCCGGCACACAAUAACCCUCCCAGAUAUUCCCGCCCAGUCGCUGUAACUUGGACCGGGUAAAAAGAACAUAAAGACGUCUAUGUGGAUUAGGGGCGAUGUGCCGUUGGAACACGUUGGAACCCCAACAUCACCCGAUUUGAGCAUAAGUACUGCAUAUUGGUGGACACGGUUCAUGAUGUAAGGGGUUAAUAACUCGUGGCUCACGGAAGCAGAAAAGUAUUAUAACAUAGAAACUUUUAUAUUUAUAUUUUCAAAUCGUUUAAAUGCCCAGAUAAUAUGACGUAGUAUUCAAAGAGCGACAUAAUCCUAACCCAGCAAAUGUAUUCUUAAUGUACAUUUUCACCUCGCUCUAAUUUAAAUAUUCUAGAAUACUUAAAAGAAUCCUUAAACAAUUAUAUGAAUGCAAUAGCCAUAAUAGUGCAAUAAAGUGUGCCGUUCGUUUCAGGGAAAAUUCCCAGCAAUUUUAAAGUUAUUUAUUUGUAUCUGCGCCUUACAACCACCCAGCUCCUAAUUACGUACAUUGCUGUCCAAGACGUAGGUUAUGAGUCACUAUGAUUGGUCAGUCCAGUUCAGUGGUAUCACUCUAAUCACUGCAAGCUUGAUACUAGGCAGGGGCAGUAUAGGAGAAGAGGGGACCCAUGUCCAGGCUCCUUGCGGCCCCCCUCCACUUUGCGACGCAGUAGAAUUUGGCAUUGAGCCAGAGACUAUUGCGCAUGCGGGGGUCUCCAGAAACAUGACGAGUGUAGGAGGAGUUUUCCAUAAUGCAGCAACAAGGGACAUAUUGUAUAUAUGAAAAUGUGAGUUCUGUCCUCCGAGUAUUAAACAUUCUUAUCUCCGAUGUAGUGGCAAUAGGGAUAAUUUUUUCACUUAAAUGUGUAGAGACACAGGCUCUGAUUAGAACCCAUCCCGGUGAUCAGGAAGAAGUAAAGUGAUUGGCGUCGUUAUGUGCCUUUGUAAGGUUUAUGCCCCAAGGGGGCAUGGGCGCAAAUCUCUGGUACCACCCUUGCACCCCCGGGCCCCUACAGAGGCCCCAGGCCCAGAUAAAUUGUACCCCCUCUCCCCCCUCUUUGUCCACAUCUACUUCAAGCUUUGUAAUACCUUGUAACCAAUGGCGGAUUUUACCUAUGGGCUGGGGAUCAGUACCAGUCAUAGGUCCCAGUGGCGGCUGCACUGUGCCCCCUAUGGGUGGGUGCCAUAGCUUCUAUGGUAGGGGUGCGCCUUAUCCCUGAAACUGCCCUCACUGCAUUCUCAGCAAUAUUGGCUCAGUCUCCACAAUGGCUGCCUCCAGUGUGUGAGGACAAAGAGUGAACGGUCCAUUUUGCCUCUGUCACUUUAUACUCUGCCUUACAUAUACCUCAAAGGCCGCUGACACCAGAUGAACUGUGUUUCAUCUGCAGAUCUGGGGCUCAUGCUUCUCCCACCUUAUGGGAAUAAACAUAAUUUUACGCUAGUAGGAGAAACUGAGAAAUGUGUGAAUUGUUUAUGAAUAGGAUAUUCCCUGGCCUGUCUUUGCGUCCAAAUGUUCCGGCAUGAUUGGGAGUCUUGUCAUGUUUCUGUAAUGAAUCAAUAAACUCUCGGAUAUUUUA
Molecule: messenger RNA, 6968 nt
Organism: Pseudophryne corroboree (corroboree frog)
Lineage: Eukaryota; Metazoa; Chordata; Amphibia; Anura; Myobatrachidae
Product: serine/threonine-protein phosphatase 6 regulatory ankyrin repeat subunit B-like
Exons: 30
Coding region: 130-5241 (1703 amino acids)
Biological process (GO): calcium ion transmembrane transport
Cellular component (GO): membrane
Molecular function (GO): calcium channel activity; protein binding
Source: RefSeq, a predicted model, not a curated record